Messenger RNA from Porites evermanni, 4926 nucleotides. Lineage: Eukaryota; Metazoa; Cnidaria; Anthozoa; Scleractinia; Poritidae. The record is from the annotation of a GenBank genome assembly.
AUGGAGAAACAGACAAAGUCAACAAGAUUUUGCCUCAUUUGUAACUACGUUAGUAGGUAUGUGCACAGGCUUUUAAUUUGUUGAUUUAUUACAGACAGUGGAACCUUAUUUUUGGGCCAUUUCUGUCUAAAAAAACAAAUGUAAAAUUAAUAUUGUAAUUUGUUUGUCUACGAAGCACUUAAGAGUUCUUAAACACUUGUUUAAACGUGUCUAGGCAUUUCUGAUCGCAUUGGAACUUUGAAGUGAGGAAAGGGAAAAACCCAAGUACCUGGGAUUCAGGCAAGCAAUGAGAUUGCAAACGAAGCUCUGUGGCUGGAAAGCCUUUCCAUUUGAUUGGGAAUGUUUGUGGAUGGAAAGUGCCCUUGGUGUCAGGUUUGAGAAUUGCCACAGAAAGCGUCUAGCAGUCUUUUGGUCCAAAAUGGGAGUACAUUGACAAAACUGGAGUUGUUGACCAUCUCAUCAGACAAACUGAACAUGUUGUGGCCCAGUUUUACCCUUGGUUCAAACAUGUAUUACUUGUUCUUUUCUUGACGCUUGUCAUACAUUACCAUGACCCAAAACAAGUCAAGCUCAAAUUUGGAACCAAAACAUACACUCCUACCAGUGUCCUGCAAGCAUUUUGUGACCUUCUAUCAGCUUUGCUCUCAUGUUGCUUUCUCUCUUCUCUCCACCACCCCACUUGAUACUUCUCUCAACCUUAACUAAUCCAAUUUUUAUAUUUAACUUAAAAAUCUCAUCCUAUAAUCCCAUUUUUUUUUUCUUCUUCACAGAAUUAUUGAACCCUUGACUUCCCGUUGUUCUAAGUUUCGUUUUAAGCCUCUGUCUACAGAAACACUCGAGAAAAGGCUAAACAUGAUCUGUAAAGAAGAAAAUGUGAAUUGUGAUAACAAGGUAUGGAAAGAUGGUCUGUUCUGAAAAUGGUUGAAAAUAAGUACGGGUGUUUCAACAAUUCAGCCACUCAAAUUAGAAGGUUACAUUUUGAUUUAAGUUCAUGUAGUUUUAUUUUAUUUUUAUACAGGCAAUUCAUGAACUGAUAAAAAUUUCAGAAGGAGACAUGCGGAAGGUGUGUAAGACUAGAGAUAGUAGAUUAGUUGGGAUCAGUUUUUUUUAAAUUGGUAAUAUUAUUGUUGUUGAAACCUUCAUUUUCUUGAGAAGUACAUAAAUAAGUUAUUGCAACAAAUGACCUACAGCCUUGUCCCUGGGACCAGUAUCAUAUUAUUCAUGUCCCUCCUUUGUUCAAAUGCACACAUGUCUUGGAAUUAAAAUUUUCCAAGGGGAUUUUUGAGGCGCCUAUUUUUUAUAUAUAAUGGGUGAAAUUUGCAAUUCAGUUUUGGCUUUGGAGGGAACUUUGUGUCAGCACUAAUUUUUUUUACUGUCAGAUCAUUGUUUAUGUUGUAGGUCAUACCUUAGUUGAAGAAAAGGGAGGGGGGGAGCUUAUUGUGCAGAACUGAUUCUUCCUCAACCUCAACCAUUUUCUAAUCCAAUUGAUUGGAUGUACCAGCCUCUACACGUUUGUUCCUGGCUUCCUAUCGUUACGCUUCUUUUUUAUUAUCAUGAUUUUGUAUUUUUUUGAAGGCCAUAACAUACUUACAGAGUGCUUACAGACUGAAAGGAGAGGACAUUAUUGAGGCUCGUGACAUCACUGAAAUAGCUGGGGUAUGAUACUACAGUUGUCAAUAUUAUUGAGACCCUCUUAGAGGGGGGGUGGGGGUAUGUAUGUCCCUAAUCUGAAUUUCAAAUUUGGUUGUUUCCAUUUUGAGGAGCAGGCCAUGUCCCUGUUGGUAUUUAACCCAUCUUUAUGUUGUUUGUCGCCAUUUCAUCUAUUCCUUUGUCACAGUUUUAAGGCCAUUAAUUAUUUUUUUAGCCUAACAGGGCCUCAUUAUUACAUUAUUUUAGAACUACACAACCCAGAGUUCAGUUAUUUUUUAAUCUGCUCAUGGGCACACAAGGAAAGUUAAUUGGUAGAGGUGUGCAGCUGAGGCCUUCACAGUCUGGCCCUGCUUAAGAUUACAGACCUUAUUUUACGACCCUGAUUCAUUUCGUUUUGAAUACAGAAUUGAGUAAUUUUUCAAACUAAAAACGUGGAAUUAGAUUUUGUGAACAAAAUUGUUGGUACCAUGAAUGUAGACCUCUUGUUGCCAACCUUCACACUCUUUGAAGGUUACUGGUCUAGAAAGACACGUUAUUCNACCAUGAAUUUAGACUCUUGUGUCCCAACCUUCACUCUCUUUUAAGGUUAAUGGUUUAGAAAGACAAGUUAUUCAAGACGAUAAAUGGGGAAAUUGUAUACCCUGAAAAGGAUUAACCCUGUUCAGCGGAACAUGCCUGUUAAGGGCAAUAAUUGAUCGCCCCCCCCCCCAAAAAAAAAAAAAACCGGAGUCAUUUCCACUAUAACCACUAUCCAGAGUUGUUUAACAGUAGAAGGACUUCAAAUCUCUGAUGCCAUUGUCUGAAGCUUCUUGCUGACACUUUUGCUCAUCCAAUGAACUUUCAGGUUGUUCCUGAUGAUAUGGCUGACAAACUUUUUGCAGCCUGUGGUUCUGAUUCUUUCGAAAAGCUGGACUCCACAGUGAAAGUGAGUAUUGUUAUGAUUGUUGUGCUGCAUCAUGCCUGUCUUCUUUUGUGUUUGCAAAGAAGCAAGAGAGAUGGGAGCAGUCCAAGAAUGUUCAUUAGUAGGGUUCAAACUUGUACUUGCUGUUGAAACUGUCAACAACCUUAGGCAUGCAUAGUGCAUUACGUUAAGCACAUGUUUUCAACUGGAGAGCUUAUGUUGACCUGUAUUCUUAGACAGUUGGAAGAGUGUUAAAAACAAAGUGUUCUGGGCCUUAAAAGUAUCUUUACAGAUAAUUGUUGCACUUCCUUAAUGUUUUCCUUAUAAAAAAGGCCCUUACAAUGUAAGUGUGAAACUUGAUUGGUAACAAUAAUAGUCAGCUUCAAGAAAGUUGUCAGAAAUUACUUAGGCCCGGUUUAGACGCCGCUCCACUCAUGUGCCGAACCUAACUGAUGAAUUAAGUACAGCAAAAGAGCGGUGUCUGAAUCAAUUUGGUGCGGCAGUUUUAGUUUGGUGCAGCAAAAGCGUAGAAUUCAACAGAGUCUGUCGAACUUUUGUCGAACUUAACUUAGGCUCGACACAGGGUGCGCCGUCUGAAUCAGAUGUCGCGCAAGUGUCGCUCCAAAGACGAACUUAUUCAAUUAGGUUCGGCACAUGAAAAGUACGGCGUCUGAACCAGGCCUUAACGAUGAUACCAAUGAUCUUCCACCAUCUUGAACAUUGAAACUGACAGAGAGUUGGAGCGAGUCUAAAGCCUUAUGGCUGCCUGGGCUGCAGGCUAGUAAUUACUAUGAGAAUUAAUAUUUUUGUCCAGAUUGGGUGUGUUGUGGGAAACCCUGGACUCUCACCAUGGUUCUGCCACUCAAUGCCAUGGACCAAUCCCCUAACUACUAUGCAUUAUGCUGACAUUCAAGCUUACUGUUCACAUGUUAAAAUGUAUUGUAAGAGGGCACGUCUGUUGUCCUCCCAUACACGACUCUUCAUUCUUUCAUUCAGUGGGGCAGCAUGAGCAAGAUGAUUAAAUGUUAUAGCAAUUUGGAAACAAACCGUUUUCUUGGCUCAGCUACUAAGAUAUGUUCUCUUGAAAUCAUAUCAACAGGAAAUCAUUGCCGAAGGACACGCUGCAGCUCAAAUAAUAAAUCAGGUAUAGCAUGGCCUAGAAUAAAUUAUUAUUUUAACUGUGUAUAUUUCAUUGAAUAAGAAAAUUAAAAACGUGGUUAUUAAAUUAUCCUUUUUGCAUGCGGCUGACCUAGAGUUUUUUCUCCGCCCAAAUAAUACCUCUUGUUACUACAAAUGUAUAUUUAUGAGUAAGACACAGAUUUGAUGGAACCUAAACCCAUAUAUAUGUGCUUAUUUUAGGCAUCUCACUAAUGAACAGUUAUAUUCAGAUUUUCCAGCAACAGCAAUUGUGGCCUCAGUGUCCCUUUCAAAUUUAUUGAGUUUUUUGUGGUAGUUGUCUAAAGAAUUUCUUAUGUCCUCCAUUUCUAAACAGACAAUUAUCUUAGUGUUUGUUUGUUUGUUUUUGUUUUUAGGUUCAUGACAGAAUUGUUGAAAUGAGCGAAUUGAAUGACCAUCAAAAAUCUGCGAUAUUGGAAAAAUUAGCUGUAAGAUAUUGACUUGUACUUUGCUUAAAUCUCUUUUCUGCACAAGAAGCAAAUACAAGUGAACAUUAAUCCUUUAAACCCCAAUAUCCAAAUACAAAUUCUUUAGACUGAUUCCAUACUUUUCCUUAGAGAAUUGAUUAAGACAAUUUGUUUGUAGAUGAUAGCUCUGCCCAUCAUCAAUGGUGUUUUUUUUCCCAUAUUAUAAUCACGAUUUUUGCCAAAUUCGCCUUUUUCGCCAAAUUCACCAUAUUCGUCAAAAUCGCCAUUUUCUAAGGGGCCCCCUUUGCCACUUCAUUUGAAUUUUUCCCCAAUUUUGGGGAAAACUUGGCCAUAUUCGUCGAAAUCGCCAUUUGCCAUGGGGCCCCUUUGCCAUCUCAUUUGAUUUUUUGCUAUGAGUUUAAAAUUAGCUAAAACUUUAAUUUGGCAAUUUUUUUUCCAGAUUCGACAGAGUUUCUUCAAAAUUGCCCCUUUUACCACCGCAUUUGAAUAUUCACCAAAGUUUCACGAAUUUUCGCCAAAUGUGCCAUUUUCGCACACAGCGUGCAGUUCUGGACAUAUCCUUAAGCCAAGCAAACACAGACCAUGCUUUGCUGUUCGGCAACUGUCGCUUCAACAAUCAACUGGCAGGUUGAUGUCUCUCUGUUCUUUUUGUUUUUUGGUUUUUUUUAGAUUGUCGACAAAUGUCUGUGCGACGGUGCGGAUGAGUACUUGCAAGUGCUUAGCCUGUGCUCAGUUAUGAUGCAACAAUUCUGUCAUGCCGGACAAACAUGA